UUUCGAUCUUUUCCGGUAACGAGUUAGAAAUGGCUGCCCGAGAAAAAACUAGAGAUGAAUUAGAUAUGAAAACUUUGAGAGAAUUGGCCACUUUGCCAGCUAAUAAAUUUUGUUUUGAUUGCGGUCAGAGAGGACCAACAUAUGUAAAUGUUACAAUUGGUUCUUUUGUGUGUUCUGCGUGUGGAGGGCUUUUACGGGGUUUGAAUCCACCGCACAGAGUUAAAUCGCUUACAGUAUGUUCCUUUACAGAAGUGGAAAUGGAUCGAAUAAAAAGUCGAGGAAAUGAGUAUUGUAACCAUAUAUGGCUAGGAAAAUAUGAUGCCAAAUCUUCUGAUGUUGACCUUUCAAAUCCAGACAAAAGGAAACAAUUUAUGAUCCAAAAGUAUGAAGAAAAAAAGUAUUAUGUUGAUCCUAGGGAAGCUAUCAAGAAAAUGAAACCUCGUGCUCCUGCAGUACCAAGUGUUACUACCUCUUCAGUCACUCAGUCUAAAAGCCAUACUGUUAUUCCAAGCAAGCAAGUGACCCAACUACAAAGGUCUAGUAUUUUGUCUCAGACAUUUUCUUCUGGUGAUAUCCCUGCAAAUUCUGUUCCUGAUUUAUUCAAAGAUUUUGAAAAAGAUCCAUUUAAUGAAGCAAAGCAAGGAGGAAAUGGAUCAGAAAGUGCAUCAUUUGCUGAUUUUAGCAGUGCCUUUGGUAAUUCUGGUUCCAAAGUUGCUUUAACUACUUCCGGCCAAACACAGAGUAGUGUUUCUGUCAGUUCCUCAUCCGCUACUAUUCAACCUUCUGUUCUCCAAAACUCUACGAGUCACAAAAAACCAGCCCCUCCACCCCCUGAUCGUUAUGCUGCUCUGGCUGAUCUCGAUAAUCAGCUUCAUCAACAAGCAACAUCUGACAUGCCUACUUCCAUUCCAUCCGGUAUUGUUGCGUCCACAACUUCAUCCGUAUCUGUGUUUUGGUCAUCUGCUGCUCCUGCCAUGAAUACUGCAGGAUUUCCUGCAGUAUUUCCUGUUGCACAAAAUCCAUUUGCACACACUGCAUCAACUUGGUCUCAACAAUCUAUGAUUUGUACACCAAAUCCUUUUCAAACUGUUCCACAGCAGAUUCCUGUGGGUAGCAGCAAAAGUGUCCUUCCACAUCAAAAUGCAAAUGGAUUACCAAAUGCCAACUGUGCAAAGCCGAGCUUACCUAAUGGAAAUAUUGGAAAUUCGUUUUGGCCUAGCCAAGUUUGGGGUUCACCAAUUCAAAAUGGUCAACCCGAUGCCUUUUCAGGUAAAGGUGCUCCUGUUGUGGACAGUUAUAACCCAUGGGCUCAAUCCUUUGGAUCAAGUGGUGCCAAUCCAUUCCUGAAUGGAUCCUUUUCUUCUGGACAAGCUGCUAAUACAUCAGGAACAACUACAGGAAAAAACCCCUUUCUAUGAUAUUCUUUUUAAAAUUAAAGUGCUUGCCUUGGUGAUGUUUUCCAUAUCUUGUUAUGUUUGGCCUUUGUGAUACUCAAGUAUUUGUGAUGCUCCGCUGCUUUUCCUGUUGUUGCCAUAUUCUGCUUUCUAGAAGACUUAGUGGAUCUAAUGUGUUUUUGAAAAAAAUUUCGUAAUAUAAUUUUACAUUUCUGUAUUAAUUGCUAAUACAUUAAAUUUGUUUUCAGUUCUGAACUGAAUGCUUUGAGAAGUAAAAACAUAUGUACAUAUUAUAUAAGAGCUUUAUAACCAUAUUUUCUUAAUUUACAUUUGUUUAUAUCACCCUUUUUUAAUAUGUGCUCGAUAUUUUUGUCUUUCUAUUCUCAUUUAUAUCUGCUUUUAAUUUUUUAUUCUUUUUUCAUAAUUUUACAAAAAACAUUUGUUGUUAACUUAAAUGUAUAACUACACGUAUUUCAUGUUAGCAUAUUAUUUUUGAUAUAUUAUGUGUUAUUUUUUCUUUAUAAUUUUUCUCAUUCACUUGUUCUCUUUGGAGAAAAAUUCUUCCAACCGAUGUUGUAAGUGGGCAUUUUUAACUUUCUGUCCCAUAAUAGGGAAUAUUUUUACUAUGAAGUAUAACAAAAUCUAUAAAAUAAGUAAAAUGCAAACUCUGAUCUUUUGUGGUUUUUAAGAAAUUUAACCUGUUGUGCUGAGUGUCAAAUAUUUAAUUUGGUGCUGAGCAUCAGUUGUACAGUAUAUUAUAUUACAUAAUAAUGUAAUACAUGGCAGUAAGAAACAUAAAUUUAAGAGUUUUUAAAAUAUCUAUUUUACAUUCAAUUAUUUAUAUAUUUAUCACUUGCAUAGUAGUAUUAAAAAUAGUGAUAUAUAAUAUUUAAGAUUAAAUAACCCUACUGAUCUUAGAAUUUUUAAAAAAUCUGUAAAGGUAUUCAAAUAAAGUUGAGGUUUAAUUCUGUAACAUGCAAUAUUUUUGAUUUUUUAUGCAAUUUUUUUCUGUGCAUUUUUAGAACUUAUAGUGACAUUUUAAUUUUAUAAUGCACAAGUACAUCCUGAAUGUAAUGUAUAUAAUUUUUCAAUAUUGAUACUAUAUGUUUUAAUAUCUUUUAUACAUAAUUUUCCUUUUCUGAAAUUGAAAUUGUUAUCCUGUAAGUUUCUGAAACAAGUAGUAAGAAAAAAGUGGCUUAUGUUAAGUGCCAAAAUAAUAAUCAACAAACUUGUUCUGCUGGUGUGAUAAAUUGUGCCUGUCUUUUUAUUUAAUUUAUUUUGAAACAACUUGGAUUUUUAAUAGUGAUUAUGAUGUUUUAAAUAGUGUAGUGACUUUUUUCAGAAUCAAAAUUUUACAUUAAAUAAAUAUUUAUAUUUACUACUUGAAAAUGCCAAUAAUGAAAGGCCAAGGAAUAAAAGGGAAAUUAUGCUGUAUAUUCUGCUAAAGAGAAUUUCUUACUACAUUGUUAACUAUUUUUAAGAAUUCUGAUUAUAUUAAUUUUAGCAAUGCAAAAUAAACCUUUUUCUCAUAUAAAAUAUAGUAUUUAAUACAGUAGUAUACUUAUAUAAAUGUUACAAGUUUUAUUUUUUGAAUGGGAAGAAAUGUAAGAGCAUUAAUAAAGUUAAAAAUAAAACGUUUGAAGUCAUUUAAAACACAUUUAAUUACCCACAUUUGCUUUUGCUUGUCAAUCGGGUAAUCUGAUGAUGUUUCUUGAAUCAGAACUGAUCCUUUCUUGUAUCUCCAUUUCUAGUAAUCAGCUGUGCUCAGUGAACUGGCUAACCUAGCUCAUCAUAUAUAUUUCCUUCUUUAUUUUCUUCUUUUAGUAAAGUUAGAAUUUUUUGUUAAUUUAUGUAUUUUUUUUUUUUUUACUCUGUUUGAUUGCACACAUACACAUUUUCUCUGAUUUUUGCAUAACUUUACAACUUGGACUUGUUUUGUAUUAUUAUCAAGAUCCUCACGACAGUACCUGCAUUGCUUUGAGUUUGUGUGUUGGUAUUUUAUCAGUUUAGUGCACUCAUUAUUGCAUAAAAUUUUGACUUAAGAUAAUACUGCAUGUUGAAAUACUAGAUGAUUUUUUUUAACAAAAUGUACAGGCUGUGUAAUAGAAAAAAUAUUGUAAAAUUGAAUGUAAAAUACAUUAACAUUAAACUUCACACUUUGUUAUUAAAAAUAUCAGAGAGCUAACAAUUAAGGCAGCUAAGAUGUUUCAUGUGUAAGUGUAUUCACAAUUUUAACUCCUUUUCUAGCUUUUGUUUUGCACAUAUUAACAUUUUUUUGUUUUUUUUUCUGAGCACAGAAUCUCAUCUUCUCAGGCUGUACUAUCUGUCUUUCACGUACAUUCCAUAAUGUCAUGUUUUAUUCGUGUAAAUAUUGUUAGAUGGUACUACAUUAUGUUUUUUAUAUGAAUGCUUUCUGUCUGGUACAGAAUAAUAUAUUUUCAUUAAAAAUCAAGUCUGUAUUGACUUUUUAUGUGAAUUAUAUUUUUAACUUUUCUUGUUAAGUUUAGGCUUUAUUGUUCUAGUCUUAUUAAAAGUUCAGAUAUGCCUAAUUAACAGAGGUUCCCUCUCACAAAAGUUCUUUUUCUGAACAAAAAUGCUGUUAUAUAAGUUUUUAAUGGUAAUCUAACUUUUUUUCUUAUAUAAAUUAAUUUUGAAGGAGUUUAUCUCCAGUCAAUAUUUUUUGUUUAAACAUGCAUAAUAUUGUUUGUAUUUUCAUAAAAAAAAAGAUUGUUACUAAUUUAGUUGUGCAUAAGUUUUAAACUUCCUAAGCAAACAAUCAAGCUUACUUUGACUGUUUUUAAAAAAGAAAUGCUAUUAGAGGGAAUCUUUGUGGUAUUUAUGCCUAUUGUUAUGGAAUAAAAAUCUGUAUGCAAUCAUUUCUGUCUUAAAACCAAGAACUUUAUAGAAUACUUGGGGAAUAUUCUUUCCCAUGGCUUUGUACCAAGAAAUUGCAAAAUAUUUGCCUUGCGCUUUUAAAUAUGAGGUGUUGUAGCAAUUUCAAAAUCUAUUUCUCUACUUAAUGGUGUUAAUAAAAUAAACAGUUUAUUUCAAA
This is a messenger RNA of Stegodyphus dumicola, 4446 nucleotides long. RefSeq lists its product as uncharacterized. Lineage: Eukaryota; Metazoa; Arthropoda; Arachnida; Araneae; Eresidae. The record is from RefSeq and is a predicted model, not a curated record. Gene Ontology annotation, cellular component: cytoplasm; membrane. Gene Ontology annotation, molecular function: GTPase activator activity.